AUUCACUGUGAAUUGAACAAACGGUUGAUCUUGGCCACGUUCAAAGGCACAGAAAACAACAUGGCUCAAAAAUUGACAAUUACUUUGAUCGUCCUGUUUGGGCUUUUAACUUUAGGCUUAUCGCGUCCAACGUUCGAGGACGACGAGUCCUUUGCAUUCGAUGAAGAAGAAGCCAGAGCUUACCAAGAAGGACAGGGCUAUGAUGAAAAAGAGGAUCACGAAGAAGAAGAACGAGCCUACGACGACGAGGAAGGCCAAGCUUAUGACGAAGAAGAAUCCAGAGCUUACGGUGACGUACCAGCUGAAUUUAUGAGCCAAUAUGAAGAGAUCCGCCAAAGUAAGGAAGGACCACCUCGUCUUUUAGAGGUCUCGAAUUUCUGUUACGGCCGAAAGGAUGGCAAUUACGCAGAUUCUUCAAACCCUAACGCCUUCUAUAUGUGUGACAAGGCCGGGCAAACUUGGACUAUGAACUGCCAGGCCGGUUUAGUUUUUGACCAAUCUCGUAAUCGCUGUGAAUGGGCGCAUGGAAGUUCCGGUGGUAAGCAAACCAACAAUGGAUACCAGUCCUAUGUGCCACUUCCAGUAAAAGAAACCUACGUACCACAGCAACCAGCGAAAGAAACAUAUGUGCCAUACCAGGCAUCUGCCCAGAUCACUGGCUAUGGUCGCUAAGGGAUUAUCACAUCUUCAAUAAUUUAUCUUUCGUUUUGUUGUGUGAUUUUGUCCUAAAACAUUGAUUCAUAACAAAAAACAAUUUAGAUACUUUUGGUUACCUAAAAUGUUUGAAGCUGGCAAUAAACUUUACCUAUUAUUGGUGAGCUUGA
Daphnia carinata is the source of this 824-nucleotide messenger RNA. RefSeq lists its product as uncharacterized. The coding region runs from base 61 to 672 and encodes 203 amino acids. NCBI's taxonomy places the organism in Eukaryota, Metazoa, Arthropoda, Branchiopoda, Diplostraca, Daphniidae. The transcript is spliced from 3 exons. Gene Ontology annotation, molecular function: chitin binding. The record is from RefSeq and is a predicted model, not a curated record. Gene Ontology annotation, cellular component: extracellular region.